AUGGCAGCCACCCAGCCGAGACAAAAGCCAGAGACGAGUGAGGACAGCAAUAAAAAUGCACCUGGCUCUCGCGCCUCGACCAAGAUACAUGGCUCCUUCUCUGGAGUCUCCGUGGAGCAUCAUGCGAAUCAAAUAGAGUCCGACGUCGACCCGGAAUCCGCUCACUGGCUCACAGUUUCACCAUACCUCGAACCGGAACAUCUUUUGGAUCUGAACACUGUCGACACACCAAAUCGGCUUCUUGCUCUCGCAUCGACACAACUGGAACCAGCUUCGGGAGACUAUGCCACUGUCCCGUACGAAGAGGCCUUCGACUGGAGCAAUUUCAUGGCAACAUUGAAGGCCUUGGCAGCCAAAGAGGGUUAUAGGUGGACACGGCAGGAGUUCUACGUCGUCGAGUUCAGGUCGAAACUCAAGAAGAACAUCGACGUGGACCUAUUGUUCAAAUUGGACAAACAGUCCCAUGUCGAAGCCACACAGAGUGGAGGGCUUCUGAAGUACUGGUAUGGAGUGCCUGACGCUGAUAGGAGAAAUCUGGCAACCUGCUUCUGGCGGAAUAAAGAAGAUGCAGUCAACGGUGGUCGAGGGCCAUGGCACAAACAAGCUCGGGCCGCUAUUUCCAGCAUGUACGACGAAAUUGACGUGAAAGGGCUACGCUUCACGAUCGAAGACGACGCGACAAGCUGGGUGUUUUCAUCGUACGCUUGA
Messenger RNA from Fonsecaea erecta, 708 nucleotides. RefSeq lists its product as hypothetical. The coding region runs from base 1 to 708 and encodes 235 amino acids. NCBI's taxonomy places the organism in Eukaryota, Fungi, Ascomycota, Eurotiomycetes, Chaetothyriales, Herpotrichiellaceae. The transcript is spliced from 2 exons. The record is from RefSeq and is a predicted model, not a curated record.